AUGGAGUGGGUCAAUGAAACAGUGGUGAGAGAAUUUGUCUUCCUGGGCUUCUCGUCUCUGGCUGGGUUACAACGGCUGCUCUUCAUUGUCUUCCUGUUCCUCUACCUCUUCACUCUGGGCACCAAUGUCAUCAUCAUUUCUACCAUUGUACUCGACAGAACCCUUCACAACCCCAUGUACUUCUUCCUGGCUGUCCUCUCCUGCUCUGAGACCUGCUACACUUUUGUCAUUGUACCCAAGAUGCUGGUUGACCUACUUGCCCAAAAGAAGACUAUUUCUUUCCUGGGCUGUGCUAUCCAGAUGUUUACUUUCCUCUUCCUUGGUUGCUCUCAUUCCUUCCUGCUGUCAGUCAUGGGUUACGAUCGCUAUGUUGCCAUCUGUAACCCACUGCGCUAUACAGUGCUCAUGGGACAUGAGGUAUGUGUGGGACUAGUGGCUGCUGCCUGUGCCUGUGGCUUCACUGUUGCCCAAAUUAUCACAUCUUUGGUAUUUCAUCUGCCUUUCCACUCCUCCAACCAACUGCAUCACUUCUUCUGUGACAUCUCCCCUGUACUCAAGGUGGCAUCCUACCAUACUCACAUUAGUCAGAUUGUCAUUUUCAUGCUAUGUGCAUUGGUCCUGGUUAUCCCCCUGUCAUUGAUCUUGAUAUCCUACAUUCACAUAAUCUCUGCCAUACUUCAGUUUCCUUCUACACUUGGCAGGUACAAAGCCUUCUCCACCUGUGCAUCUCACCUCAUUGUUGUUACUGUGCACUAUGGCUGUGCCUCAUUUAUCUACUUAAGACCUAAAUCUAACUACUCCUCAAGCCAAGAUGCUCUGAUUUCAGUGUCCUAUACUAUCCUAACUCCACUAUUCAACCCAAUGAUUUACAGCCUGAGAAAUAAAGAGUUCAAAACUGCACUUCGUAGAGUUGUGGAAAGAACAAUUUUCCUGCCACAGCAUUAA
Molecule: messenger RNA, 945 nt
Organism: Chrysochloris asiatica (Cape golden mole)
Lineage: Eukaryota; Metazoa; Chordata; Mammalia; Afrosoricida; Chrysochloridae
Product: olfactory receptor 10K2-like
Exons: 1
Coding region: 1-945 (314 amino acids)
Biological process (GO): G protein-coupled receptor signaling pathway
Cellular component (GO): membrane
Molecular function (GO): olfactory receptor activity; G protein-coupled receptor activity
Source: RefSeq, a predicted model, not a curated record